AGCAGCAGAAGUCCGUCUCUCUGCUGCUCACUCAGCUGCGCGUUAAACCUGACAGACAUGUUUCCACUGUGGAAGAACUUCACUUCUGUCACCCGCCGGGUCAUUUCUCCGUCUGCAGCGGACUUCUUCUCUCUCCGGACGCCACAAACUUUGUCCGUGUGCGUGAAUCCCAGCAGAAAGUCUUCAGGAAAACGCUUCAAUGUGCCACCGAGCGCCGAGUUUGUUGCGAGGGUGUCGGGGAUCCCCACCAUGGCCAAGCUGCCCUUCCAGGAGACAGCGGACGGGCUCGACGCGGCUUUCAUCGGGGUCCCGAUAGACACCGGGACCUCCAACCGACCCGGAGCCAGGUUUGGUCCGAGGCAGAUCAGAGUGGAGUCUGCCAUGCUGAGAUCGUACAACAGCGGCACCAGGGCAGGACCGUAUGAUUCCAUCAUGGUGGCCGAUAUCGGGGACGUGAACGUGAACGUGUACGACCUGAAGGACACCUGCAAACGCAUCAGGGAGGCCUACAGAAAGGUCCUGGCUACCGGCUGUAUUCCUCUGACUAUGGGUGGCGAUCACACAAUCGCAUAUCCGAUCCUGCAAGCUGUUGCCGAGAAGCAUGGCCCAGUGGGUCUGGUCCAUGUGGAUGCCCACGCCGACACCAGCGACGUGGUGUUGGGGGAGAAAAUCGGACACGGGACUCCAUUCAGACGCUGCGUGGAGGAGGGGCUGCUGGACUGUAAGAGAGUCGUCCAGAUCGGCCUGCGUGGCACCGGCUACUCUGCAGAUUCAUAUGAAUGGAGCCGUGCGCAGGGUUUCCGUGUGGUACAAGUGGAAGAGUGUUGGUUCAAAUCUCUGGCUCCCCUGAUGGCUGAGGUCAGGGCUCAGAUGGGCAGCGGUCCAGUGUAUCUCAGUUUUGACAUCGAUGCUCUUGACCCCGGCUUCGCCCCCGGAACAGGCACGCCGGAGAUAGCAGGGCUCACUCCCAUUCAGGGAGUCGAGAUUAUUCGAGGCUGCCGUGGUCUGAACCUGGUUGGAUGUGAUCUAGUGGAGGUGUCUCCUCCCUAUGACACCACAGGGAACACUGCCCUGACUGGUGCCAAUCUCCUUUAUGAAAUGUUGUGUGUCCUGCCAAAAGUUAAAUACUUCUAAUCAGUGUGUAUACACAGAACAGAUCCUUGUUUACAAUUAAUAAAAGUGCAUCAGUGCCUAAUGAGCAGGCUGUCCUGCUGAAGAACCAGUAAUGAAGGCAGUUGCACAAUUUCAGUUGAAUGUUUUAAUCAAAAAACAUUAGAUACUCCAAAGUCCUUAAGAUGUGCAAUUUUUCAAUUCACUGUGCCAACACAUUUUAUUGUUCAUGUUCACAAAACUAAUGAAUAAAUAAAGUUUGACUUAUUUUCCAUGUAUUUGUCAUUACACGUCAUUCUUGCCAUCUGGAAAAUACUCACAAGUAGAAGUGGAGGCCUGUUUGUAAUGUUCGAUACAUCCAGUAUGUCAAUCAUAUACGCACAUAUAAAAAAAAAGGGUAGCAAACAUUUAUGGAUAACAAAGAUGAGUGACUGACAUGUACGAGUGCACCUGUGGUGGUUAGUUCACCGUCCUUUUCCUGCAUAAGGAUGCUGUUGGUACUCACAGGAAAAUCUUCUUUGCUAAUGAUAGAAUGACAAUGUGAGACAGACAGUUGUUUGGGUUAACUCUCCAAAACUUUCUACAUGUUUUAUCUUCUUGUUUCUGUGUGUCAUGAACGAUUAGCUGUUAAACUGGGAGAAAGGUCUGGUAUUGGAGGUAAAAACUGGAAACUUUAGAGAGGUCUUCAAGCUUGCAUGCUGGAUGCUGAUUUUUCACAUCAACUCACGGCA
Messenger RNA from Acanthopagrus latus (yellowfin seabream), 1841 nucleotides. RefSeq names its product agmatine ureohydrolase (agmatinase) (gene agmat). The record is from RefSeq and is a predicted model, not a curated record. Lineage: Eukaryota; Metazoa; Chordata; Actinopteri; Spariformes; Sparidae. Gene Ontology annotation, molecular function: agmatinase activity; metal ion binding. The transcript is spliced from 7 exons. Bases 58 to 1134 code for a protein of 358 amino acids.